GGAAAGACCCUGGUUCUAGACAUGCAAGUUCCUAUUCUCGAAAAUUAUUACUCCGUCUACAAUAAAUUUGACAAAGAGGAAUUCCUACUUCGGCGUGUGAGCGCUGAUAAAGGGAUAACCUUGCGACUCCUGUAGCUUGACUUCCCAGGUUCCUGACUCUUAUCGGCCGAUGCGAAUUACCAUCUACUUGGAUACUGCCGAGAAUCAAAUAGGUGGACUUCAAGAAGAACCGACAUAAAUGCCAGGCAGUACUUCGGGAAACAGUACCUCGUCGCGACUCCCUUUUCUCAAACUUGAUCCAAACUUAUACGGGCCUACUCGAGAGGAGGCUGACUUUCUGAAGAGUCAAACAAAGAUCGAAAGCGACGAGGAACUCAAGCAACAUGUCAUAACAGUCCAGAAGGAGGCCUGGGAUGUCGUAAACUAUAGAUGCAUUCAAAACUUUGGAUUUAUAACCCUGAAGAUCUCUCACCAGCCGAUAUAUCCCGCGUUUCUGCAGCUUGGAAAAGAAAGAUCUGGUGCAAUUUAUCUGGAUUUUGCCUGCUGCUUCGGAAAUGAUGUACGGAAGGCGAUUGCGGAUGGAUUCCCAGUAGAAAAUGCAAUUGCCUCCGAUUUACAGGGAGAAUUCUGGAAUAUUGGUCACAAAUUAUUUAGAUCAACGCCAGAGACAUUCCCUGUCCCGUUCAUUCAAGGAAACGUCCUUGACGAGAAACAUAUAUCUCCGGCUCCGGCUCUUUAUGACUUGCCGACUAGCCCCCGUCCAGUUCUUUCUGAGCUGACCUCGCUCACGCCACUUCAGGGGCAUGCAUCUGCCAUCCACGUUUCAGACUUCUUCCACCUCUUCAGGAAGGAUGACCAGAUACAAGCAGUACGCCAACUCGCAUCCUUGCUGUCACCGCUACCUGGCUCAAUGAUUUUCGGCACCCAUUCUUCUUUACCUGUCUCGAGCGAGAUGAAACAUCCGAUGGGUAACUUCCACUUAUAUUGUUUCAGCCCGGAGGAUUGGUGUGCUCUUUGGGACGGUGAGAUUUUCAGGAAGGGGAGCGUCCGUGCAGAAGCAGAGCUUAUUCAUAGCCCACCCUGGCGAGGCAAGGAUCUGGAAAAGGAGGCAAGGAGUGCGAUGGUGUGGUCUGUGACAAGGAUUUGAACAAACUGAUAGUAAUCACAAUCUUAAGAGAUACUGAGACC
Molecule: messenger RNA, 1188 nt
Organism: Fomitiporia mediterranea MF3/22
Lineage: Eukaryota; Fungi; Basidiomycota; Agaricomycetes; Hymenochaetales; Hymenochaetaceae
Exons: 6
Coding region: 239-1147 (302 amino acids)
Source: RefSeq, a predicted model, not a curated record